AACACACAAUUCAAGUGAUGACAAAACAAAAGUUUGUAUUUUUAUGGAUUCAAACCAAUCUUGUCAUUAAUAUUUUUAAGAUGUAUUAUAAGAUGCUUAGAUCUAAUGUAAACGGGUCAUAAUUCAUCUCUAAUAUCUAUUUAUGUUGUUGUGAAAACAUCUUCAAACACUACAUUUUACAAGAUUACAUGUGAACACAUCAUGAUAACGUCAUCAUUUACCUUCACCUAAUAUUCAUUUUCACUGAAGAGAGGCUGAACGCAUCACAAUGUAACUGAAUGGAACCUCGGUCUGUUGGCUGUUAGCGGUGCUGACCCCGUCCUGUCAAUUUAAACCUUCUUACAUAGUCUAUGAUUUAAACACUGAUAAUGUUACAUUGUGAAUGGCGAUUCUAAAAACAUAAAUGAUGUCCUGAUCUCAUAUUUUACUGACUUUUGGUGGAUAAAGAUGGUCAGUAAAGCUGUAAUGGAUAACGUUAACUGUGUAAUUAAUCCGUUCACAUGUGUGCUGAACCGUGAGAAGGGAUCCGUAUGGAUCACAGAUCGACAAUUACACUGUUACACCACUGCUAUUGAUUAUUUUCAUUAUCAAUUCAUUUGUUGAUUAUUUUCUCCCAUUUUUGUGAAGCCAAAGAGAAUGCCAACGGAUUGGUCGGGUUGUCCGAUAAGCUGCAGGAAGCGGUGGAUAGACCGGAUCACAUGCUCUACUGAUGAGCGGGAGAGUGGCUGUGAAAGUAGAAUGUGUUGUUCUGGCAUAUUAAGAUAAGAGGUUAUUGUAAUAUUCCUCUGCGCUCUACAACAGAGCAAGGACUGACUGGAGGACAGGAGAUAGAGUAUCUGGCUGCUGACAGGACAGGAUGACAGUUGACUGCCAUCACUUUGCAGUGUUAGUCUGGACCGGACUGACAGAAAGUGAAGUCAGCUAAGAAAGGUCUAGUGUGGCUGAUGUAGCUGCUAGGAGCCAAUGUUUGCUGCUUGAACAGCUAGAACAGCACAGGUACACUCACUAAUGUUAGUCAGCAUGCAGUGCACUCACUGAGGUCCUGCAGAGGUCUGGUACCGGGUCUAGAAACACGAGCAGUGAGACACGAAGAAGUGUGAAAAUGAGAGUGAUGCUUCAGGGUGUCUGUGAACCGGCAUGUAGAACACCAGGACACCUCAAUGGAAUGCUCCAUCAUUGACCUUCUCAGGGCCACCUGCCUGUGUUUGUUCAGUCAUUUAGUGUUCAAAAGGAGUAAUCAGUUGUUUGGUCACAUUAAGGAAAGUGUGGUUUCAAGGUGUGGUGAUGUGUGUCACAUUAAUUGGAUGCUCAUUUCAUCCAAACAACAGAGUUUUCUUCUUGUAACUGUGAAACAGAGUGUGUCGACCUCCGGGUCCUGACCCCCUGUGACCUCAGUAUGCAUACAGUGUUAACCACGAUGAAGCUAAAUAAGCAUCACACACACACACACGUGAAUUUUGGCUCGUAUAUGGUUUCACGUGUCAGCGUCAGCCUCAGAGGUGCAGAAUCGGUGGACCUGUAGCGUAAAAACCUAGAAGUAAUGAGGCAUAUUUGGAAGUAUACUUCAUUUGUUUGUUUGUUUAAUCAAACUUCUAUGGUUAACUUACUACUGUUACACAGCUGAUAAUAUUUAGUAAUGCAGCCUUACUAACCAGGAAAAGAGAACACUGAUGCCAUAUUACAACAUCCUCAAUCUCAGAAGACAUCAAGUCUCGUACCACCAUGUGCAUACCAUAUCAAUAUAUGCCCUGUUUCUAGUGUUUCCCUGCCACGCUGAGUGUGAUUGGCUGCUGUGGACUCUUCCUCAUUGCUCAGUAAUUACUGUUGUGUUUCAGCACUUCCUCUUUCAGUCAGGGUGGGGUGGGAAGCCUUCGCAGUACAUUUUCUCUCUCCUGACUUCAGACUAUUCAAACUGGAAGAGUGGAAGGGUGAAGUGGUUUUGGCUUUUUGGUCCUAAAUGUUUUUUAAUAAUAAACAUAGCGACCUGAAUGAGCUUUGGAUGAGUCGCUCUUAUCUCUCCUUAAGCCAAACUAACGGUCCUUCCAUUCACUGCAGACAGGAUACUGUGCUCCCAGCUGAGUCAUAGCUGGGAGCACACAGACAGCUCAAAUGCCCUUUUAUGGCAUCGAAGGGCUUUUUAAAACAGGAAAUGACAUCAGUUCAUCGAGAGGGGAUCUCACAAGAGCCCUGUCAUACCAGAGUGAAGGAAGGUCUCAGUUUGUUGUUUGGUGGAUGACCACUAAACAAAGCUAGAAGCAGAGCUGGGCAGCAGUGAGUUGCUCCUGUUACAGCCACAGGCCUGAGCAGCAGGCAUACAUGUUGCAGCAGAGAAAUCCAGAGUCAGCCUGUCACAUAUUUGUGAGAAGUGACGUCAGGUAUUGUGGACUUGUAACACAGCAAAGAGUGCUUUCUGCAGAAAAGAAUGGCAAUUGGACAAUUUGGGAGGAUUUUUCAACUUUUUCACGAUGAGUGACCUUUUUUUCUGAACUUUAUUGAAUUUCUAAACAGCUAGAGACAAAACGCCACAGUUCAUUGUCUGACGGGGCAGGAGGGCUGUCACUAAAACACCGUUUACAUCAGCUGUGAGUCGGGCGCAGGAGCAGAGCAGCAACCAUGGUGGCCCUGUCCCUAAAGAUCGGUGUGGGGAACGUGGUGAAGACCAUGCAGUUUGAGCCCUCCACCAUGGUGUACGACGCCUGCCGUAUCAUCAGGGAGAGAGUUCCUGAGGCACAGCUCGGACAACCCAAUGACUAUGGGCUGUUUCUGUCUGAUGAAGACCCAAAGAAAGGCAUCUGGCUGGAGGCAGGAAAGGCCCUGGACUACUACAUGUUGAGGAAUGGGGACACUCUGGAGUAUAAGAAGAAGCAGAGGCCUCUGAAGAUCCGCAUGCUGGACGGCACGGUGAAGACCGUCAUGGUGGACGACUCCAAGAUCGUCAGUGACAUGCUCAUGACCAUCUGUGCUAGAAUAGGCAUUACAAACUAUGACGAGUACUCGCUGGUGAGAGACAUUGGCGAGGAGAAGAAGGAGGAGACCAUGGGCACCCUGAAAAGAGACAAGACUCUGCUGAGAGACGACAAGAAGAUGGAGAAGCUGAAGCAGAAGCUCCACACAGAUGAUGAGUUGAACUGGUUGGACCACGGCAGGACGUUGAGGGAACAGGGUGUAGAGGAGACAGAGAUGUUGCUGCUGAGGAGGAAGUUCUUCUACUCGGACCAGAACGUGGACUCCAGAGACCCCGUCCAGCUCAACCUGCUCUACGUACAGGCCCGUGAUGACAUUCUGAAUGGAUCUCAUCCAGUCUCCUUUGAUAAGGCCUGUGAGUUUGCUGGCUAUCAGUGUCAGAUUCAGUUCGGUGACCACAACGAGACCAAACACAAGCCUGGAUUCUUAGAUUUAAAGGAGUUCCUGCCCAAAGAGUACAUCAAGCACAAAGGGGAGAAAAAGAUCUUCCAGGCACACAAAAACUGUCAGAACAUGACCGAGAUCGAGGCCAAAGUCAGCUACGUGAAGCUGGCCAGGUCUCUAAAAACCUACGGAGUGUCAUUCUUUCUGGUCAAGGAGAAAAUGAAGGGCAAGAACAAACUGGUGCCUCGUCUGCUGGGUAUCACCAAGGAGUGCGUGAUGAGGGUGGACGAGAAGACCAAGGAGGUGAUCCAGGAGUGGAACCUGACCAACAUCAAACGCUGGGCCGCCUCUCCCAAGAGCUUCACCCUGGACUUUGGAGACUACCAGGAUGGUUACUACUCUGUGCAGACCACUGAGGGAGAGCAGAUAGCUCAGCUUAUUGCCGGUUACAUCGACAUCAUCCUUAAAAAGAAAAAGAGCAAAGACCACUUUGGCCUGGAGGGAGAUGAAGAAUCCACCAUGCUGGAAGACUCUGUGUCACCUAAAAAGUCCACAGUGCUGCAGCAGCAGUUCAACAAGGUGGGCAAGGUGGAGACAGGCUCAGUGGCCCUGCCAGCCAUCAUGCGCUCAGGAGCUGGAGGUCCAGAGAGCUUCCAGAUGGGCUCCAUGCCUCAGGCCAAGCAGCACAUCACCAGUGGACAGAUGCACCGAGGACACAUGCCUCCAUUGACUUCAGCACAGCAGGCCCUGACUGGAACCAUCAACUGCAGUAUGCAGGCUGUGCAGGCUGCCCAGGCCUCUCUGGAUGACUUUGAUACCCUGCCUCCACUGGGAACAGAUGCUGCAUCCCAAGCCUGGCGCAAAAACAAGAUGGAUGAGUCCAAACAUGAGAUCCACUCCCAGGUGGAUGCCAUCACAGCAGGCACCGCCUCCAUGGUCAACCUCACUGCAGGUGACCCAGCAGAGACGGACUACACAGCGGUGGGCUGUGCUGUGACCACAAUCUCCUCCAACCUGACAGAAAUGUCAAAGGGAGUGAAACUGCUGGCGGCACUCAUGGAGGACGAAGGAGCAAAUGGGCAGCAGCUGUUGGGUGCCGCCAAGAACCUGGCCUGUGCCGUCUCCGACAUGCUGAAGACCGCCCAGCCUGCGAACACAGAGCCUCGUCAGAUCCUGCUGCAGGCUGCAGGAAACGUUGGCACGGCCAGCGGAGAGCUGCUUUCUCACAUAGGAGAGACGGACACGGAUCCACAGUUCCAGUUUCUAGGUAAAGGAUCUUUCAGGGCUGCCAGAUGGAGAGUCUCCUCUCAUUGUCAAAUGCUGGACAUGCUGAUGCAUCUGGCUAAGGCUGUGGCUAAUGCCGCAGCGGCUCUGGUGCUUAAAGCUAAGAACGUGGCUCAGAGGACGGAGGACUCGACCCAGCAGAACCGGGUCAUAGCUGCAGCCACUCAGUGUGCUCUGUCCACAUCUCAGCUGGUGGCCUGCACCAGGGUGGUGGCACCAACCAUCAGCUCUCCAGUGUGCCAGGAGCAGCUGAUUGAGGCUGGAAAGCUGGUGGCCAAGUCAGUAGAGGGCUGUGUAGAUGCGUCACAGGGGGCCACCAAUGACGAGGGCCUCCUGAAACAGGUGGGCGUGGCCGCCACGGGUGUCACUCAGGCCCUCAAUGAGCUGCUCCAACACAUCAAACAGUAUGCCAGCGGAGGCCAUCCUAUCGGACGCCACGGAGAAGCCACCGACAGGAUUCUGGAUGUCACCGAGAACAUCUUCAGCUCGAUGGGAGACGCUGGUGAGAUGGUCCGUCAGGCUCGUAUCCUUGCCCAGGCCACGUCUGAUCUGGUCAACGCCAUCAAGAUGGACGCAGAGGGAGAGACAGACCUGGAGAACUCACGCAAGCUGCUGUCAGCUGCCAAGCUGCUGGCUGAUGCCACCGCUAAGAUGGUGGAGGCCGCUAAGGGGGCAGCGGCAAACCCCGACAGUGAGGAGCAGCAGCAGAAAUUGCGAGAGGCUGCUGAAGGUCUCCGCAUGGCCACCAACGCUGCCGCUCAGAACGCCAUCAAGAAACGUCUGGUCAACAAGCUCGAGAAUGCAGCCAAACAAGCCGCAGCAGCUGCCACUCAGACCAUAGCUGCUGCCCAGCACGCCGCCUCCUCCAACAGGAACCAGGCCGCCCAGCAGCAGCUCGUCCAGAGCUGCAAGGUGGUGGCAGAGCAGAUCCCUCAGCUGGUUCAGGGAGUCCGAGGCAGCCAGUCUCAGCCCGACAGCCCCAGCGCUCAGCUGGCCCUCAUCAGUGCCAGCCAGAACUUCCUGCAGCCCGGUGCUAAGAUGGUUACAGCCUCCAAGGCCACAGUUCCCACCAUCGGUGACCAGGCCUCCGCUAUGCAGCUCGGCCAAUGUGCAAAGAACCUGGCCAGUGCCCUGGCUGAGCUCCGUGCCACCUCACAGAAGGCUCAGGAAGCAUGCGGUCCAUUGGAGAUAGACAACGCUCUGUCCAUGGUGAGGGAUCUGGAGAAGAACAUCCAGGAAGCCAAGGCUUCAGCUGAGCAGGGCAAACUCAAACCACUGCCAGGAGAGACGCUUGAGAAAUGUUCCCAGGAUCUGGGUACCAGCACCAAGGCUGUGAGCUCAGCCAUGGCUCAGCUGCUGAGUGAGGCCACCCAGGGCAACGAGAACUACACAGGCAUGGCAGCCAGAGACGUGGCACAGGCUCUGAAGUCCUUGGCCUCAGCCGCCAGAGGAGUCGCUGCCACCACAGACGACCCACCAGCGCGCAACGCCAUGCUAGACUGUGCCGGUGCCGUCAUGGAUAAGUCGGGCAACCUGAUCGAAGAGACCAAGAGGGCCAUCGCCAAGCCAGGAGAUGCAGAGAAUCAGCAGCGGCUGGCCCAGGUGGCUAAGGCAGUGUCUCAGGCCUUGAACAGAUGUGUGAACUGCCUUCCUGGCCAGAGAGAUGUGGACAACGCCAUCCGCACUGUGGGCGAAGCCAGCAAGACUCUGCUGUCUGAUUCUUUCCCGUCCAGUGGAAGGAGCUUCCAGGAGGUUCAGGCUCAGCUCAACGACGUGGCGGCUGGUCUGAACCAGUCCGCCAACGAGGUGGUCCAGGCGUCCAGAGGGACCACCCAGGACCUUGCCAGGGCCACCAGCAAGUUUGGACAGGACUUCAGCAACUUCCUGGAGGCUGGUGUUGACAUGGCCGGAACAUCCCAGUCUAAAGAUGACCAGACACAGGUGGUGUCCAACCUGAAGACAAUCUCCAUGUCAUCCAGCAAGCUGCUGCUGGCAGCCAAAGCCCUGUCCACUGACCCCAGCUCCCCCAACCUCAAGAACCAGCUAGCAGCCGCCGCCCGGGCCGUUACAGACAGCAUCAACCAGCUCAUCACCAUGUGCACCCGGCAGGCUCCUGGUCAGAAGGAGUGUGACAAUGCUCUCAGAGAGCUGGAGUCGGUGAGGGGGAUGCUGGAGAACCCGACAGAAGCCGUCAACGAACUGUCGUACUUCGACUGCAUCGACAGCGUCAUGGAGAACUCAAAGGUCCUGGGUGAGUCCAUGGCUGGCAUUUCCCACAAUGCCAAGAACUCCAACCUGCCAGAGUUUGGUGAUUCAGUCAGUGCUGGCUCCAAAGCUUUGUGUGGUCUGACUGAAGCAGCUGCACAGGCUUCCUAUCUGGUUGGAGUAUCGGACCCCAACAGUUCAGCAGGUCAGAGGGGCCUGGUGGACCCCGCUCAGUUUGCCCGGGCUAAUCAGUCUAUUCAGAUGGCCUGCCAGAACCUGGUGGACCCGGCCUGCACCCAAUCCCAGGUGCUCUCUGCAGCCACCAUUGUGGCCAAACACACCUCCGCUCUGUGUAACGCCUGCCGCCUGGCCUCCUCCAAAACUCCCAACCCUGUUGCCAAGAGGCAGUUUGUCCAGUCGGCCAAAGAGGUGGCCAACACCACUGCCAACCUCGUCAAGUCCAUAAAGGCUUUGGAUGGAGCCUUUAACCAGGACAACAGAGAGAAGUGUAAGGCUGCCACUGGUCCUCUGAUAGAAGCUGUUGACAACCUGACUGCCUUCGCCUCCAACCCAGAGUUCGCCAGCAUUCCUGCUCAGAUCAGCCUUGAGGGUCAUGCAGCCAUGGAGCCCAUCGUGGCAGCAGCAAAGAUGAUGCUGGAGAGCUCGACCGGGUUGAUCCAGACUGCCCGCUCUCUGGCUGUCAACCCCAAAGAUCCCCCCAAGUGGUCAGUGCUGGCCGGACACUCCAGGACUGUGUCUGACUCCAUCAAGAAACUCAUCACCAACAUGAGGGAAAAGGCUCCUGGCCAAAGAGAAUGUGAUGAUGCCAUUGAGGUGAUGAACGGCUGCAUCCGUGAGGUUGAUCAGGCCUCUCUGGCUGCCAUAAGCCAGCAGCUAACACCCCGAGAGGACAUCUCCAUGGAGAAUCUCCAUCAGCAGAUGGCUGCCUCUGUCCAUGAGAUCAGUAACUUGAUUGAUCCUGUAGCUGUGGCUGCUCGCUCCGAGGCCUCCCAGCUGGGACACAAGGUAUCUCAGAUGGCCAGCUACUUUGAGCCAUUGAUCAUGGCAGCCAUAGGCACAGCGUCUAAGAUCGUCAGCAGCCAACAGCAGAUGGCUGUCUUGGACCAGACCAAAACCCUGACCGAGUCGGCCCUGCAGAUGCUUUACACUGCCAAGGAGGCUGGAGGAAACCCCAAGGCAGCACACAUGCAGGAGGCCCUGGAGGAGUCAGUGCAGAUGAUGAAGGAAGCAGUAGAUGACUUGGGUGCCACUCUGGCUGAGGCAGCCAGUGCAGCAGGUGCUGUGGGUGGCAUGGUGGACUCCAUCAAUGGUGCAAUCAAUAAAAUGGAAGACACGCCUGCUCUUGAGCCCGAAGGCACCUUCGUGGACUACCAGACUACCAUGGUCAAGACAGCCAAGGCCAUAGCUGUCACUGUGCAGGAGAUGGUGACCAAGUCUAACACCAACCCUGAUGACCUUGGGGGAUUGGCCAACCAGCUUACCAAUGAGUUUGGAAAUCUUGCAAAUGAGGCCAAAUAUGCAGCCGUGACUGCAGAGAAUGAUGAAAUUGGUUCUCACAUUAAGAAGCAGGUGGGUGAGCUGGGUUUCAGCUGCACAGGUCUGGUGACCAAAGCUGGAGCUCUGCAGUGCAGCCCCAAUGACUCGUUCACCAAGAAAGAGCUGAUUGAAAGCGCCCGCAAAGUCUCAGAGAAGGUCUCCCAUGUGUUGGCGUCCCUGCAGGCAGGUAACCGUGGCACCCAGGCCUGCAUCACAGCAGCCAGCGCUGUGUCUGGAAUCAUUGCAGACCUCGACACCACCAUCAUGUUUGCCACUGCUGGGUCUCUGAACAGAGAGAACGCAGAGACCUUCGCUGACCACAGAGAAUACAUCCUGAAGACAGCCAAGGCUCUGGUGGAGGACACCAAGCUGCUGGUGUCUGGUGCUGGAGCCAGUCAGGAGAAACUGGCUCAGGCUGCCCAGUCCUCCGUGUGCACCAUCACCAAACUGGCUGAUGUGGUCAAACUUGGAGCUGCCAGCCUGGGUUCUGAAGACCCAGAAACUCAGGUGGUCCUGAUCAAUGCAGUGAAAGAUGUGGCCAAAGCUCUGGGCAACCUCAUCAGCGCCACCAAGGCGGCUGCGGGCAAGCCUCAUGACGACCCCAGCAUGCUGCAGCUGAAGAGCUCCGCUAAGGUGAUGGUGACCAAUGUGACGUCCCUCCUGAAGACGGUGAAGGCAGUAGAGGAUGAAGCCACAAAGGGGACCAGAGCUCUGGAGGCCACAAUUGAACACAUCAAACAGGAGCUGGCUGUGUUCAACAGCUCUGACCCACCACCAAAGACGACCACGCCAGAGGAGUUCAUUCGCAUGACUAAAGGCAUCACCAUGGCAACAGCAAAGGCAGUGGCUGCUGGGAAUUCUUGUCGUCAGGAAGACAUCAUCGCCACGGCCAACCUCAGCAGAAAGGCCAUCGCUGAGAUGCUGCACUCCUGCAAGCAAGCUGCCUACCACCCAGAGGUCAGCAAGGAGGUCCAGAUGAGAGCCCUGCACUUCGGCAAUGAAUGUGCUUGUGGGUACCUGGGAUUGCUGGAGCAUGUGCUGGUGAUCAUCCAGAAGCCCUCUCAUGAUCUGAAGCAACAGUUGGCCAACUACUCCAAGCGCGUGGCAGGCUCUGUCACCGAGCUCAUCCAGGCUGCCGAGGCCAUGAAAGGCACAGAGUGGGUGGACCCCGAGGAUCCCACUGUCAUCGCAGAGAACGAGCUGUUAGGAGCAGCGGCAGCUAUUGAAGCAGCUGCCAAGAAACUGGAGCAGCUGAGGCCCAGGACCAAACCCAAGGAGGCAGAUGAGAGCUUGAACUUUGAGGAGCAGAUUCUGGAGGCAGCCAAGUCCAUUGCAGCUGCCACUAGUGCUCUGGUUAAAGCUGCCUCUGCAGCACAGAGGGAGCUAGUGGCUCAAGGGAAGGUGGGAGCGAUCCCAGCCAAUGCGGCGGAUGACGGACAGUGGUCUCAGGGGCUGAUUUCAGCUGCUCGAAUGGUUGCAGCAGCAACCAACAACCUGUGUGAGGCAGCCAACUCUGCGGUGCAGGGGCACGCCAGCGAGGAGAAGCUCAUCUCGUCAGCCAAGCAGGUGGCAGCCUCCACAGCUCAGCUGCUGGUGGCCUGCAAGGUCAAGGCUGACCAGGACUCCCAGACCAUGAAGAGGCUUCAGGCUGCUGGGAACGCUGUGAAGAGAGCCGCUGAUAACCUGGUGAAGGCGGCGCAGAAAGCAGCGUUUGAUGCUCAGGAUGACCAGGCUGUGGUGGUCAAGAGUAAGAUGGUGGGAGGCAUCGCUCAGAUCAUCGCUGCUCAGGAGGAGAUGCUGCGGAAGGAAAGGGAGCUGGACGAGGCCAGGAAGAGGCUGGCCACGAUCCGACAGCAGCAGUACAAGUUCCUCCCCUCGGAGCUGCGUGAGGACGGCCAGGAGCAGUGAGGGAGCGCGUGUGCAUCAGCAAUGCAACAGUGAUCCGUGGAAUGCUCAGGACCUUCCCCCAGCGAAAUGUAGGGAGAGGAGGCUUCAUGCUAUAUUAGGCAGGCUCUCAAUCUGUUCCUGUAUUUAAUUUUUAAAGUCAAAUGAUGCCAAUGAUUAUGAAUUUUGAUAAUACAGAAAUCCUUAUUAAGGUAUCUGUGCUUUUGAUUAUAUAUGAUCAAAUACUUUUCACUAUAUCUGUCUCUUUUUUAUCUGGAUUACAUGUCUUUGUUGUGUACGUUAUGUGGCUUCAUAAAAUUGCUAAAUCCUGCCAAUAAAUUUGGCUUGCCCUUCACUGUUAGAACGUUACUGUUAGAUUGUAGAGGUGUGAAGGUGAGCACAAUUAAGAUUUCUAUGCAAACUAUGCAUAAUCUAUGCAAACGUUCUAUGCAGGUGUGUGUGUGUGUGUGUGUGUGUGUGUGUGUGUGUGUGUGUGUGAAUGUGCGUGCGUGCGUGUGUUUGGUCGUGUGUGUAAGCGAGAAUGCAUGUUUCCAGAGACACGGUUUCUGAGUUCAUUGCGAAGCAGAGGUCUGUGACAGUGAUGAUAUUCAGUAUGUUACUUGUCACACUGUUAAAAGCUGAAACAAGGACUAUGAUAGGACAUGCAGUUUUAAAGAUUACAUUUUGAAAAAAAAUACUUUGCAAUGGAACAAAUCAGAAUGGGAACACAUUAUUUUUCUAAAGAUUAAGCUAUGAAAUGUAUUAAAAAGUCGCUAUGUUAGUAAAAGUGUGUCAGUAUUUGGAUGUAAGCAACUACAGUGUUGAUACAUGUUUGUGUAAAGAGUAUGAAGCCAUAUAUUUAACUUCCAGACAUUUGACAUCAUAUUGACUAUUUGUUUAGUGACUUGCUCCAGUAAUGUGUCAUCUGUGCCGGUAUUUGUGCUUAAUACUUUCUAGAGGAUUCCUGUCCCAGCACAGUCCCAUGAUGCUCGUCUGUGUCCUGUUAGAUAUGACUCCCACUUUAUUUCUCAUUGCCGAGGGCCUAAUGAUUGCUCUGUCUGGUCCCACUAUAUUCAGUGCCUUCAUAGAAUUUAUCUAGUAUUAAAAACUGCUGCCAACCAUUUACCCUCGAGACGCACUUCAUUCAUUACUCAGUUAAAUAAUUUAUCAGAGCAUUUAAAUCCUCCUAUACACCACACACGCCUUUAUUUUCUUUACAUAUUCUUUCACAUGGCACAGCUAGAACAGCAUGCCUAGUACCACAAUGACUGUAAUCAUACAAAGCCUUCUUUUGUUCACAUUUGACUUUAUUACAGCAGCACCACCUCAUGGGCACUGUAACAGAGAUUUAUAUUCAAUAAAGCCAGUUUUCAGUGAAA
This is a messenger RNA of Anarrhichthys ocellatus (wolf-eel), 11657 nucleotides long. RefSeq names its product talin 1 (gene tln1). Bases 2614 to 10302 code for a protein of 2562 amino acids. The record is from RefSeq and is a predicted model, not a curated record. Gene Ontology annotation, cellular component: ruffle; focal adhesion; cytoplasm. Lineage: Eukaryota; Metazoa; Chordata; Actinopteri; Perciformes; Anarhichadidae. The transcript is spliced from 58 exons. Gene Ontology annotation, molecular function: actin filament binding; structural constituent of cytoskeleton; integrin binding. Gene Ontology annotation, biological process: cell-cell adhesion; actin cytoskeleton organization.